AUGACGAUGACUAAAGUCUUUAAAGACACUCAGCACAUUGUGGUCUGCUUAUUCUUGUUGGGCUCUCCAGCUGAAAUCUUUAUGUUCAGCUUCUCUGUCUGUGGUGAAGAGGAACAGCCAAGACAUAAAGCGAGAACUGAAACUGACAAGAGUGAAAUCAAGAAGAGACUUGAGGAAAGAAAGAAGACCCUGAAGGAGAUGGAGAUGACAAGGGCAGUGGAGAGGAUGAAGAUAUCAGCAGAACGAGAGGUAGCGGAAAAUGAAAAGAGAUUCAAGGAACUGAUCCACUGCAUUAAAGUAGCUCAGAAUAAUUUGGCUGCGAGGAUUAGACAACAAGCAAAGGAAGAAAAGGAGAGGGUUGAAAAAGCCACGAAACACUUAAAGCAGGAGACUGAGGCGCUGAAGAAGAAAGGUGAUGAACUGAAGAAACUUUCAGAGACCAAGGACCAUGUCCAGUUCCUGCAGAGAUGGUCAAAUGAGAUUAUUUCCCUUCCUACUGAAGGAGACUCGAUCAACUUCAAAGCUAUAACUGAAUUCACUUCUGAGGACCUGAAAAAGGAGCUUUCACUUCUAAGGAAGAGUCUGGAGAAGAUCAGUCAGUGGGACAUUAAGACAUUGUCUCCAUCAGGCCAUAAAGCUCCAAUUUUUGUCCUACGGUCUCCUGAGCCUCAAAACAGAGAUGAGUUUAUACAAUACUUCUGUCCACUCACACUGGAAAUCAACACGGCACACAGAACCCUCUGUCUGUCUGAAGGGAACAAGAAGGUGACACGUAAAAGGAAAAAGUUUGAGUAUCCUGAUCAUCCUGACAGAUUUGACCGCUGUGCCCAAGUCCUGUGCAGAGAGGUUCUGACUGGGAUUCACUGUUACUGGGAGGUGGAGUGCACUGGAGACAACAUGGACAUCGGACUCGCGUAUAAAGGGCUGGACAGGAAAGGGUGGGGCUGGGAGUGUCGCCUUGGAAACAAUGACAAGUCCUGGAGUCUGCGCUGCUCUCAUUCCCAGUACUCUGUGUAUCACAAAAACAUGAAGACUGACAUCAGCGCCCCCUACAGCCCCAGAAUAGCUGUGUAUCUGAACAGGCCUGCUGGCUCUCUGUCAUUUUAUAGCAUCUCACACACAAUGACCCUCCUGCACACGUUCAGCACCUCCUUCACUGAGCCCCUCUAUGCAGCGUUUGCUUUAGAGUCUUUGUUUUGUUCUAAUGCCAGCAUUACAAUCUGCAAUCUGACGCCAUGAGACCACUGACCGGCACCCUCCACCACUCACUCGAUGUCCCUACAAGCACAGCUCC
Erpetoichthys calabaricus (reedfish) is the source of this 1294-nucleotide messenger RNA. Its product is annotated as tripartite motif-containing protein 16-like protein. NCBI's taxonomy places the organism in Eukaryota, Metazoa, Chordata, Cladistia, Polypteriformes, Polypteridae. The coding region runs from base 1 to 1239 and encodes 412 amino acids. The record is from RefSeq and is a predicted model, not a curated record. The transcript has 6 exons. Gene Ontology annotation, molecular function: protein binding.